CCGUGCGCGCGUGUGAGAGACAAGCGGAGAUGGAAAAGCGAGGAAAUAUCCGGCGUCUCAACCGGGUGGUGCUUGUACCAGGUCCGUUUCAAGGCCACAUAAACCCAAUGCUUCAGUUGGGAAGCAUCCUCCACUCCAAUGGCUUCUCCAUCACCGUCGUUCACGCCCAAUACAACUCCCCCAAACCUUCCAGCCACCCGGAUUUCAGCUUUCUCCCCUUACCAGAUACCUCAUCAUCGGCCGCCACCACUGGCGAGAUCAUAGAUUUUGCAUUGCAGCUUAAUACAGAUUGCAAAGCUCGUUUCCAGGAAUGCUUGGCUCAAGUGAUGAGGCAACUGGGACCGUACGAUGGAAUCGCCUGCAUCAUCUACGAUCAGCUCAUGUACUUCUCCGAAGCAGCUGCAAAGGAUCUGAAGCUUCCAUGCAUUAUCUUUCGAUUAGGUAGUGCUGCCGUUUCUCUUGCUCGUGAUGCCCUUUUCCAACUGAAGGCAGAAGGCCACAUUCCCUUCCCAGAAUCUAGGUCGAACGAUUCAAUUUUGGAGCUUUAUCCACUCAGAUUCAAGGAUCUACCUAUAUUUUCGGAAAAAUUAGAGAACUUUUUGCAACUAUUGAGUAAUACUAAUAACAUUAGAACAUCUUCUGCCAUCAUUUAUGAUACAGUUGAUUGCCUUGAAAAUUCGUUAUUGGCAAAGAUCCAACAGCAAUGUCAAGUUCCUACCUUCCCAAUCGGCCCAUUGCAUAGAAUUUCUUCAGCCUCCUCUAGUAGCUUAUUGGAAGAGGACACUAGUUGCUUGGCAUGGCUUGAUAAGCAAAGUUGUAACUCAGUUAUUUAUGUAAGCUUAGGAAGCAUAGCAUCCAUGGACGUCGACGAGCUUGUUGAGAUGGGUUGGGGGCUAGUGAACAGCCAACAACCUUUCUUGUGGGUGGUUCGGUCGGGCUCAACUCUUGAUGCACAAUGGAUUGAGGUGCUGCCCCAAGGUUUAAAAAAAAACAUUGAUGAGAGGGGUUAUAUUGUGAAAUGGGCACCCCAAAAAGAAGUUUUGGCACAUGGUGCGGUAGGAGGAUUUUUGAGCCAUUGUGGAUGGAAUUCAACACUUGAGAGUAUUUGUGAAGGAGUUCCAAUGAUAUGCAGACCAUGUUUCGGGGACCAAAAAGUGAAUGCAAGAUAUGUUAACCAUGUAUGGAGGGUAGGCCUAGAAUUGGAAGGUGAUCUGAAGAGAGGUGAGAUAGAAAAAGCUGUAAAAAAACUUAUGAUCGAUGAAGAAGGGGAGGCCAUGAGGGAAAAUGCUAAGAAAUUGAAGGAGAAUGUUAAACUUUGCAUUAAAGAAGGUGGUUCUUCUUACAAUUCCAUAAAUAGACUAGUGGAGAUGAUUAGGUCGUUUUAAUAUGACUAUAUA
Molecule: messenger RNA, 1397 nt
Organism: Corylus avellana
Lineage: Eukaryota; Viridiplantae; Streptophyta; Magnoliopsida; Fagales; Betulaceae
Product: UDP-glycosyltransferase 76E2-like
Molecular function (GO): quercetin 7-O-glucosyltransferase activity; quercetin 3-O-glucosyltransferase activity
Source: RefSeq, a predicted model, not a curated record